AUGCCGGCCUUUUUCUCGCGAGUCUUCCGCAGCAAGGACGCAAAUGCUUCCAAAAAGCAAUCCAAACCCACGGCGGCCACCGAUCUCAUCCCCGCGAAGCCCAAAUGGACCGACGCCUGGCUACGGACAGAGGUCGCCCCCGAAGAGGUGCAGGAUCUCAUUCGAGGCUGUUCGCAUGAGUUGAAAGCUCGAGCUCUCAAUACCCCAUUUCUCCUGCUACCAUACCGUCCGAGCUCCGAUCCUAGCGCCGCACGCACAUUCAUCCGAAACUACUUCAACCAGUCGUUCGACAAGGGAGCUCCCGUCAGUGGAGAUGAGUUGAUGCAAGAGUUGCGGCUGACGGAGCCGAUGGUCUUGUGCAGUGUGAUGAAAUGGUGUUGGAGCCGAUUGACUGGCGGUGUGGUUACAUGGGAGGCUUAUGAACUGUUCAAGGUUGGUGAACAAGAUUCGGAUUUGGCCCGCGAUGCAUUCUCUACGUUCAUCCCCAUCAGUGUCGACUCCGAUGCCCGCACGAAGAUUAUCUUUGACUUCUUCGAUCUCUUGGCUGCCAUCGCAGCCCACGGCAAAUCAAACGGCCUGGGAGGCCGUAAGCUCUCGCGAUAUGCCGGAUGGUGGGCUUUCGAGCACAGCGACACCGGCAAUGGCUUCGAGGCUUCUUACAAGAACUGGGCAGCUGCUGCCGAUGCCACAAGUCACUUGUUCUUUGCUUAUCUUCGUUCCCUCUCGCCUGAUAUGCCGCGCGGCGUGACCGGUAUCUCGUCGCUGCCUAUUUCUCUUCAGACCUUGGUGGAGGCCACCGAAUACCCCCCCGAAACCCCAACUUUACUUCAGGUUACCACCACCAAGGUUGUUAUGAUCGUCGAUACCGUCUCGCCUACACCGUUUUCUCUGCUGCGCCGGGCAAAGAACUUUGAAUACCGCGACGAACACUGGCACCUGCAAGAGUUUGCCAACUACGAAGAUCCCGUCAAGGCCUUGACGGAUGAAUGUCUGCGUGUGCUUAAAUGCAUUUCCACCACAAACGAGUCUAGCGUGUCGAGCUCGAAGCAAUCUACUAGCUUGCGUGACGCCUCGUGGUCCCGUUUCGAAGACAUCGGUUUCGGUGGUUCCAUCGAGUCAGAUCCAGAGGAUGAGGAGAACAAGCCGCCAGUAAAGACGGAGUUCAGCGGUAUGAGGACCGCUCCUCAAUCGCAGGGUGGAGACCUUGGCCGCCCCACGACUCCGUCCUGGGCAGAUUUCAUGUCGUCUGGCUUCACGGACGAGGCGAACCUCAAGGACCGGGUUGGUCCCCUUCUUUUGCCGCCAGACAAGGUUCUCCCGCCAAUUGCGGCCACCCGUGGCCAGAGCUCACAGUCGCACAAGCGCAACUUGAACGCUGAGCCCUCACUUGAGCCAGCUGAGCUGGCCAGUAUCAGCACUCUAGAUAUGGACGAUUCCUUCUGGUGGGUCUGGAUUACUAGUCUGUCUGGCGACGAGCCUGGUGCUCGCAAGGCUGUAUUCGGCCGUUGCGCCCUCAUUGAGACUCGCAUCCGAGAUACCAAGUGGCUCGUCUUGGAGGAGCAAGUGAAGGGAGCCGCCCCGGAACCGGAAGCUGGUGCCCAGAUCGUCGAGAAGAAGCGCUUCUUCAGCUUUGGCAACCGCAAGGGUGCUAGCAAGCUGAACCGGAGCAAGUCGUCGGCCAAGAAGGUCUCUUCGAUUGAAGAAUCAUACCAGCGUCCCAACAACUUGGCUCCACAGAGCAAGACCAGCAUUGGCCCUGAUCAGCACAAGAGGAUCCAGGCCGCUGCCGCCGCUCUCCAGAAGAAGCACCGUGAACAGGAAGCCGAGGCGAACCAAGCCCGAAACGGCCCGGGUGAUGACACUCGCUCGACCAAGACUAACUCCGUGAUGACGCUGCAGCCUGCUAUCGUGAACGAGGCCUCCUCGGCCAUGAAGUGGGCUAGCAACUAUGACAAGAAUGCGUUCCGUGCUGCCUACUUGAGCAACAGCCGUGCUGGCACCGGCACUCUGGCCGAAGGUGCGAACGGCGAAACCAACGGUUCUCACGAACAGCCGACUACUCCUCCGCCUGCUCCUCUCCCGACCGGCACUGCUAAGAGUGGCCCUCCACCACCCCCGAAGGACAGUGGGGCCUUGGUUACACCACUGCCUCCCUCCCCCGAACCCGUCAAGCAGGAGCUUGCCAAGCAGCCCGUGAUUGAAGAGAAAAAGAAGGACAUUGCCAAGACGGUUGUCAUCGAGGACCCUGCCGAGUCUCAGCCCAAGCAAUCUAUUGACGAGGGUGGGAAGAAGCUCAAGAAGAAGACUGGCAAUGCUGGCUUCAAGAACAUGUUCGGCAAGAAGAAGGCCGAGCAGCAGCAGCAACCGCAGCCGCCCAUGAAUACUACUGGUGCUAGGGAGACCUCUGCGGUGGCCGCUGCUCGUGCCGCUCUCGAGGCCAAGGCAAAAGAGUCCCAGGACCCGGUCUCCCGGUCGGCUCUUCCCAAGCCUAGUGCCAUCAAGAAGAAGCCCAUUCCUGCCGUCGCGGCCGAGUCCACUCCGGCCUCAGUCCCAGCCGCAGCUCCAGAGCCCGCAGUUGAGAAACCCUCUACUCCUCAGCAGAACCCCAAGCCCGCCCACGAGGAGCCCCAGCUGCCCUCUCAGGUGAUCGAGGGCAGUGGUAGUCCGCCAAAGACCCGCCGUGCCCUUGAGUACGACGCCCUCUCGCGUGUUGACACCAACGAGGCCAAUGACGCCGACCAGGAAUUCUCCAAGUUUGACCAGGGUCCUCUCGUUGAGCAGCCCGCAUUUGUCCCCGAGGACUCCGCCGUGGAGGCGCACCCUACCGAAGAGGUGCUCCCGAAGUCGCCGACCAACGGUCAGAGUCAAGAGGUGAAGCAUGAAGUCCAGACCGAACCUCAACCCCAAUCUGGACGCUUCACCAGCACCGAGGACCGCUGGGCUCAGAUCCGUAAGAAUGCGGCCGAGCGCCGUGAUGCCACUCUCCCUGCCACCGAGGAGCCCGAGGCGCGGACCAGCCAGUCCGAGCGCACUGACGAGGGUGAUACCAGCGGCGAAGAGACCAUUGAGUCGCGUGUCGCCCGUAUCAAGGCCCGUGUUGCCGAGUUGACCGGUAACAUGGAGAACUCGCGCUAA
Messenger RNA from Penicillium daleae, 3135 nucleotides. Its product is annotated as DUF1708 domain-containing protein. The record is from RefSeq and is a predicted model, not a curated record. The coding region runs from base 1 to 3135 and encodes 1044 amino acids. The transcript is spliced from 5 exons. Lineage: Eukaryota; Fungi; Ascomycota; Eurotiomycetes; Eurotiales; Aspergillaceae.